This is a messenger RNA of Ilyonectria robusta, 2611 nucleotides long. RefSeq names its product calcium-activated chloride channel-domain-containing protein. NCBI's taxonomy places the organism in Eukaryota, Fungi, Ascomycota, Sordariomycetes, Hypocreales, Nectriaceae. The record is from RefSeq and is a predicted model, not a curated record. The coding region runs from base 178 to 2301 and encodes 707 amino acids. Gene Ontology annotation, cellular component: cortical endoplasmic reticulum. The transcript has 5 exons. Gene Ontology annotation, molecular function: chloride channel activity. Gene Ontology annotation, biological process: chloride transmembrane transport.
CGACCAUUCUUCCCGACGACAUCGAGUAUCUGGUGGGCUAGCUGUGUCAACACCACCACCGUCUCCAGCGUCCGCGUCGAGCAAUUCCUCCGCUUUCCAACCAGGGACCGCUGUCUGCAUUAGACUGGAGCCCCGCAGUGAAUCUGCUUAUCGGCACUAGUCUGCCGGAACGUCGGAAUGGCUGCUCCAAACGCAAAGGCGCCGCCGCAGCUCUCGACGACGUGCAAUGACAAGUACGUCGUUUUGUAUGCUUUCGACGACGCAGACCAUAAUGAAGCCAUUGACGAGUUCAAAACCCUGCUCCAAGAUCUGGAAGAGACCGGGCUUCACACCGAGGUCAGACCCGGCUACGGCCAAUCACUCCUCGUCUUUGUCAAGGCACCCCGGGAGCUCCUAGGAAACACCGUCCACAAGUCUCGGGUCAAGGACUGGCUGUAUGGGAUCACGCCCAAUCAUCCCGGAGGGGACAAGAAUACUGUGGUCAAGGGAGAGUAUGAAGCCGAAGACAUCCUGUCCGUCUAUCACCUCGUCAGUUGGCCCAAGGAGCUCGGCGGUGCAGGUAUCACACCAGGAGUGGGAAAGUGGGAGCGCGUACAGUCCAUCUUUCCGCUGCACAAUACCGAAGUCAACCAGUCCUUGCUCCGGCAUCUAAGCAAGAGAUUUUUCCUGUCGCCCGAAGAUCUUGACUCUAUUCGGGACUUACUCGGAUCCAAGGUGGCAUUCUAUUUCGCCUUCAUCCAAACCUAUCUUCUCUUCCUGUCCAUUCCCGCCGUCACGGGCGUCAUCGCGUGGCUCUGGCUUCCUCGCUACUCCUUGGCGUACGGCAUCCUCACAAGCGUCUGGUGCGCCGUGUUCCUGGAGUAUUGGAAGAUCACAGAGGUGGAUCUGAGCCUUCGAUGGGGAGUACAGGGAGUGCAAACUGUCAAAGUCACAAGGCCUCAGUUCAAGCAUGAAAAGGUCUACGUCGAUGCAGGCGGUCGCACGCACCAUUACUUCCCGAAGUGGAAGCAAAUCAGCCGCCAGCUGCUGCAAAUCCCUUUCUUGCUCUUUGCGAUGAUUGCCCUCGGAACUGCCAUUGUAUCAGUCUUUGCCAUCGAGAUUUUGAUAUCAGAGACUUAUGCCGGUCCCUAUAAGUUCUAUCUCGAAUAUCUACCAACUAUUUUACUAGCAGUCUCACUUCCUUACAUCACAACAGCGCUUGAAGACUCAGCGACGUGGAUGACCAACUUCGAGAAUCAUCGCACUGCGGAUCACCACGAGAUGUCGCUCACCCAGAAGGUCUUCGUCCUCAACAUGUGCACCAACUACCUUCCAAUCUUCUUGACGGCGUUCAUCUACAUCCCAUUCGGCGAUGACGUUGUCCCCAGACUAGAGGGUGUACUCCAAAAGCUUCUCGCCACUGUUGGGCAAAAGUUCACCAACGUGCCUUUCCGAGUCGACUCGGACCGGCUCAAAAAUGAAGUUAUCGCCCUCACAGUCACAGGCCAGUUGUCAAGUUUCUUCGAAGAGAACAUCAUGCCGUUGCUGAAGCACAAGCUUUCUGGGUGGUAUCGCAACUACUGCGAGUAUCGUUCCCAGGAAGCCACCCUUCUUUCGAUUGUUCCCGACGAACCCAACGAGGCAGAGUUUCUGGCAAGGUGUCGGGAUGAAGCAACGUUGCCUCUGUACAAUGUGCAGGAUGACAUCUCGGAGAUUGUACUCCAGUUCGGCUACCUAGCUUUGUUCUCGCCGGUGUGGCCCAUAAUUCCCAUCGGCUUCCUCAUCAACAACUGGAUUGAACUUCGGUCAGACUUUGCCAAGAUAUCCAUUGAGCAUCAACGACCUGCUCCAGUCCGGGCUGAUGGCAUCGGGCCUUGGAUUUACUCUCUCGACACCCUCACGUGGCUCGGUAGCAUUUCCACCGCAGCGAUCGUGCAUCUCUUCAGCACGGAAAAGUUUGGAGAUGGAAGCUGGGCCAUGCUGCCAGUCACGGUCUUCAUCAGCGAACAUGUCCUGCUGCUUCUCCGCGUGCUCGUCCGCUCGAUUUUGCAUCAAGCCGGUUCCGAAAGGAUCCGAGAAGACCGAAACCAACGAUACGCCAACCGUGUGCGGCACCUGGAAGAGAUGGAAGCGACCAAACGUGCGGGAUUGGGAUUGACGGUGGCGGAAAGGGAGCGAAGGAAGUCAAUCCUCGUGACGGGCAACGAUGUCUUUUGGACAAAACAGGUUGAAGAUGGCGCGUCUGAGGCCUUUGGUGUGGAUUUGAUUAGACAGGUAAAACGCUGCGAAGAAUCAAGGAGUCGGGAGCCCAAGAUAGAUUAGCACGAUGUACGAAGACUGGCGGAGGAGGUUCAGUAGCUUCAAUGGUGUCUAAGCAGUCCCUGCACGGUACAAUCUGCGACGGAUUAACGGCAAUAGGGGUCUCAUAGAAGCUUUCCUCAAAACGAAGAAUGGAAAAGCAAUUCUUAUGUACGUACUGUAGUGUACGUUAGAUUAACAUCAAGUAAACGCUUUCAGGAGAAUAAGAACUGAACAUAAGUGCAGUACCUAAAUACUGAGCACUGAAGGUCUGACGGCUUAUUGGAACACCGAGAUAGAUUCCUCAACACGAUGCAGCCGAGGCAUCCGCAAC